Arachis stenosperma is the source of this 414-nucleotide messenger RNA. RefSeq lists its product as uncharacterized. Lineage: Eukaryota; Viridiplantae; Streptophyta; Magnoliopsida; Fabales; Fabaceae. The record is from RefSeq and is a predicted model, not a curated record. The transcript has a single exon. Bases 1 to 414 code for a protein of 137 amino acids.
AUGAUCGUUAACGGUGCAUCUGAUCCAAUUCUUUGUCGAUGUUUUCCAUCUUUUUUAGAUGGUCCUGCACUUGACUGGUUUUGCUCUUUGCCUGCAGAUUCGAUAUCCCGUUUUCAGGAGUUGGCUGCCCAGUUUGAAGACCAUUUUGCAGCAUCCGCAAUAUAUCUCCACGAUUCUAAUUAUUUGACGACCAUAAAGCAGGGAGCACAAGAAAGCCUGAAGGACUAUAUCACCCGCUUUACAAAGGUCGCCAUGAGGAUCCCCGACCUCCAUCCAGAAGUUCAUCUACACGCCAUAAAAAGCGGCCUUCGCCCCGGCAAAUUUCAGGAAACCAUCGCUGUGACAAAGCCAAAAACUCUAGCCGAGUUUCGUGAAAAGGCCAAAGGUCAGAUCGACGUCGAAGAACUCAGAUAA